Molecule: messenger RNA, 2986 nt
Organism: Scleropages formosus (Asian bonytongue)
Lineage: Eukaryota; Metazoa; Chordata; Actinopteri; Osteoglossiformes; Osteoglossidae
Product: SUN domain-containing ossification factor-like
Biological process (GO): protein folding in endoplasmic reticulum; regulation of bone remodeling
Cellular component (GO): cytoplasm; membrane
Source: RefSeq, a predicted model, not a curated record
AUGCGUACCUGCCAGUCCCUGCAUACCACCUCCAGCGGAAGUUCACACACAGUGAAGAAGGUACAGAAGAACUUCAACAACUAUGCCUCUGUCGAGUGUGGGGCCAAAUCUUGUCGGCCAACGCCGAGGCCAAGAGCACCUCUGCAAUUUGAUGGAGAACAUGGAUCUUUACAUGUUAACCCCUGUAGCACCAAGAUUUGGUUUGUCAUUGAACUGUGUGAACCUAUUCAAGUCAAACAGCUGGACAUCGCAAAUUUUGAACUCUUCUCUUCCACUCCCAAAGAUUUUUUGGUCUCCAUCAGUGACAGAUAUCCAACCAACAAGUGGAUCAAGCUGGGCACAUUCCAUGCCCGUGACGAGCGAACAGUGCAGAGCUUUCCUCUGGACGAACAGCUGUAUGCCAAAUAUGUGAAGAUGUUCAUCAAAUACAUAAAGGUUGAACUGAUUUCCCACUUUGGAUCUGAGCACUUUUGUCCCCUGAGUCUGAUCAGAGUGUUUGGUACCAGUAUGGUGGAGGAGUAUGAGGAGAUAGCAGAACCGCAGUAUGCCUCUGAGAGACUGGAAUACCUGGAUGAGGACUAUGAUUACCCACCUGGCUAUGUACCAAUGGAAGACAAAUCUUCUAAGAACCUCUUGGGAUCGGCAACAAAUGCCAUUCUGAACAUGGUCAACAACAUUGCUGCCAAUGUGCUGGGGGCAACACCAGAGCUUGAAAAAGGGGCAGAUGCAGAAGCCAACUUUUCCACUGAAGCGGAGAAUGUGACGAUCACGUCCACAGACUCUGCAUUGAGGUCCAGCCUGCCCUCCACCCCGAGCCCCGCCCCCUCCUCCCCUUCAGGUCAACUGGACACUUUGGGGUUGAGCCCUUCUGCAAAGGAAGAAGAAGUGAUGGCUGUCACAGAGUCCCCUGCUCCAGCACUCCCAGAAGAGAGCCGCAUUGUGACGUUGGUGCUGGAAGAUGAGGAGGAGCCCAGCCAGUCAACGGUCACCCUCCUGGAGGAGGAGGAGGAGGAGGAGUCAGAAGAAGAGCCAAAGGAGGAGCGGGGCCCUGACCUGCGGCAACAAGAGAGCCUCACACAGUGUGGUGGCCUAUUUGCCCUGUCCUGCGUUGCCACCCUGCAGGAGUUCCUGCACCGCUGCUGUUCUGUAGCUGUGGCUCGGCAACGUGCACGCAGUGGCCACCGGAAGGGACGGGAUUCUCAGGCCAGGAUCCACACUGUACCAGCACUGCCAAAUGCUCCCCCCUCACCGUCAAAGCGGGAGCUACCGUCACACAUGGAGAAAGACAUGGAAACGGGGCACUCUUUGCCGAAAGAGGAAGUGGUCAUCACAGUGGACUCAUCCUCUGUCCCGCUGUCCCCCCUCGCCAAGGACGUUGUGGGGCUUGCCCCUGAGCCAACCCUGCUUGAGCCAAGCCAGACAGCUUCCUUUCCCCAUUUCAGCAUCUUUGAAGCCAGUCUGCCUGUGGUCACACCCACAGAGCAAAUCCCAGAGACUUCUGGUGGAGCUGAUCUUGACACGAGUGCACGAUUAUUGAACGGUGUCCCCGAAACUCAGUUGGAUGGAAGAAGCCCUUCCACCAGCAGUGCCUCCAGCAGCACCCCUAGCUCUUUGGUGGAGCACCCCAGUUUGGUCUCCACACAGCCUGAUCCACAAUCCCACACAAUGCUGGAGCAUUCCUUUCAGUCCUUCCCUACAGCUACCCAGGUCUCUGAUGUCCUUAAUCCAUCUGAUCAUCCAGUCACCUUUCCUGAGACAGAUGCUGAUAAGCUAGCGUCAGAAGAGCCCCCCAGAGCUGCUGUGGAGCCCUCCGAGGCGCCAGUGCUCCACCUGGAGCCUAAAGUCGAGGAACCCAUGGAGGACAGUGUUCUGACACCGACCUCUGGCAGUGGCCCACUACCUCGUACUGCCACAGAUUUCUAUGCUGAGCUGCAGAACUCCUCUGAGCUAACCUACAGCAAUGGCAACGGCAACCAGGUACACGGCUCCAACCAGAAGGAAUCUGUCUUCAUGAGGCUCAAUAACCGCAUCAAAGCCUUGGAGAUGAAUAUGUCUCUUAGCAGUCGCUACCUAGAGGAGCUCAGCCAGAGGUAUCGAAAGCAGAUGGAGGAAAUGCAGCGGGCCUUUAACAAGACCAUUAUAAAGUUGCAGAAUACAUCCAGGAUUGCAGAGGAGCAGGAUCAGAGGCAGACUGAAUCCAUCCAAGCCUUGCAAAGUCAGCUGGAGAAUGUCACACAGCUGGUACUGAACUUGUCCCUCACAGUCAGCCAACUGCAGAAUGAGGUGUCAGACCGGCAGAGCUACUUGGUGGUGUCCCUGGUGCUGUGCCUGUCACUCAGCCUCCUAUUGUGCAUCCAGUGCUGCCGAGGCUCUGCCGCCCCUCCCCCAAACUCAAACUCUUCCCUCCCCAAGAGCAACCACUAUCCCAGUCCCAAGAGGUGCUUCUCUUCAUAUGACGACAUGAGUCUGAAGCGGAGAGUCUCAUGCCCUCUUGUGCGGUCCAAGUCAUUCCAGUUCCCCCCUUCAGAAGUAGGUCCAGAUGACUUGUACAUUGUAGAACCUCUAAGGUUUUCGCCCCAAAAAAAGAAGAAGCGAUGCAAGAUGAAGGGCGACAAGGUGGAGACACUGAAGCCUUCCGUCCCCGGGCUGCUAGUAGCUAACGGAGGGCCUAAGUGCAAUGGCACCCCACCGCCGCCGGGGGAGGCCUGCCCACCUCCCUCUAAGGACCCUACCUCCGAGGGUGGCUCCGAAGGCUCCUGUCACUCAGACGAGCCACUCUCCAGCAGCCAGCCUGCGCCCAUGACCCGGAUGGAGAAGAAGGCAUUCAAGCGCCGUCGCUCCCGGCUGAAUGAGCAGGGCCGGAGCACGCGGGAGCUGCUGCCAACUCUGGAGGACAUUAUGAAGGGAAGCAAAGAUAUGGGCAUCGGGACCUUUGGGGUGACAGCGGUUUCGGGCCAAGUCUGAUAUUUGCACCAUCACCACCCCA